This is a messenger RNA of Carica papaya (papaya), 807 nucleotides long. The record is from RefSeq and is a predicted model, not a curated record. NCBI's taxonomy places the organism in Eukaryota, Viridiplantae, Streptophyta, Magnoliopsida, Brassicales, Caricaceae.
AUGGACUUCGCAAGGAUUGGUUUCCAUUUUACGCCGAGCGAUGAAGAGCUGUUUCAGAUUCUUGGAACGAAACUGAGAGGAGAAUAUGAAGGGGGCGGAGUGACUGAGGUUGAUCCGUAUGAGAAAGAGCCGUGGCUGGUGUUCGACAAGAAUGAACCGACCACGUUUUAUGUGUUUACAAGUCUGAAGAAGAAAAGCAAAACAAGAAUGGAGAGAAGGGUCGGUUGCGGUACAUGGAAAAUGGAGAGAUCCCUGGAGAUUGUCGACUGGGACGAAAACGUUGUAGGGUUCAAGAAGAUGCUUACGUUUGAGGAGAAGAAGAAGAACACCGAGAACGGUCGCUGGAUAAUGCACGAGUAUUCCCUACGGGAUUGCAUCAAUUCAUCAUUUGUAAUACCUACUACUAAUGAUACAAGAACAGUUGAGGAGAUGGCUAUUACUGCACCUUUGGCAAUAGGGAACAUCGAUCCAUUGGUCACUGCUGCACCAUUGGCGGUGGGAGACAUCAAUCCAUUGGCUACUGCUACACCCUUGGCGCCAGAGUAUAAUGAUGGAGAAAUAGUUGAGGGGAUGACCGUCGCUGCACCCUCGCAGGAGGAGGUUGAAUGGAAUGACAACCUCGUAUUUGAUAUAGAUAAAUUGUGGGAUGAGAUUGAACAGAAAGACAAUCUCGUAGUUGAUAGAGAAGAAUUGCAGGAAGAGGUUAAAUGGAGUGACAAUCUCGUAGCUGAUAGAGAUAAAUUGCAGGAGGAGAUUGAAUGGAGCGACAACUUCGUAGAAGAAUUAUUAGGGAACUGUGAUGAAUAG